AUGUUCGGCACCAGUUAUGGUCGCCCUUCGCACUGGUGGGGGUUCCCUAAGUCGACCACCGACGACACCUCCAACGGAGCAGACAUCACCGAUUUUUCACACCCGAUCAAGUACCGGUCCGACAUCGACGGGCAACGGACCCUCGCGGUGGUUCCCGCGGUGCUGUUCCACCGGCGUCCUCUUCAAGGAAAAGGCCAGACGCUCGUUCACGUACGCCGACUUUUACUCGCGCCGCAUCCGCUGCUCGUGCUCACAUUCACGCUGGCCGUGGGCUGCGUGUGGCUGCUGGAGAAGGCGCUCCAGUCCAAGGUCAUCACCCUCGUGGUCGGGACGCACUUUGGGGCCAAGAUCUAG
Aphanomyces astaci is the source of this 354-nucleotide messenger RNA. RefSeq lists its product as hypothetical. Lineage: Eukaryota; Oomycota; Saprolegniomycetes; Saprolegniales; Verrucalvaceae. The record is from RefSeq and is a predicted model, not a curated record. The transcript has 4 exons. The coding region runs from base 1 to 354 and encodes 117 amino acids.